Cheilinus undulatus (humphead wrasse) is the source of this 3683-nucleotide messenger RNA. RefSeq names its product protein jagged-1b. Lineage: Eukaryota; Metazoa; Chordata; Actinopteri; Labriformes; Labridae. The transcript is spliced from 14 exons. Gene Ontology annotation, cellular component: protein-containing complex; plasma membrane. The record is from RefSeq and is a predicted model, not a curated record. Gene Ontology annotation, molecular function: calcium ion binding. Gene Ontology annotation, biological process: Notch signaling pathway; heterophilic cell-cell adhesion; multicellular organism development. The coding region runs from base 602 to 2860 and encodes 752 amino acids.
CAAGUGACCAGCAAGCCGCUUUGGAUGAAGAGAGUGCAAAGUGAAAUCAUUCCGCGAAGGAGAGACGCAACUUUGGUGGCAGCUUCGCUAACCCGUUCAUCACCAACAAGGAUUUGAAUGCGUGUGAUACAUAUUUUUUUUUUGUGCGUGUGAGAGAGAGAAGAAGAAGAAGAGAGAGUGCCAGCUAAUUAGGAUGAGAGUUCAAGUCAACUGAGCCGGCAGAUUGGACCUCUAAAGCCUCUUAACGCAGGUGGUGGGCGGAAAACAGCGCAAAGGGGAGUGUGUUUAUGUGUAGUGUGUGUUUAUGUGCAUGUGUCACUCCCAGUGGGGGGAUACACUCUGGACACGAGGGGAGUGAUCAGGUGUGUUUGGGUGGAUGUAAGUGGGGAUAAUACCAGAGGGGAAACAGAGGUAGUGAUGGUUUCUUUGACCAGGGCGCGAUGAAGAGGCUCUGUGGGAGGUUCAGGGUUUGACACGGGUGAAGAAGAAGAGGAGGAGAGCUGGGAAGACGGACGGACGCAGGGAGCAAGGAGGAGGAGGAAGGGGAGGACACCAGCAUCGCCAAAGCGCACGACCGGCUCCCCAGUCCCUUGACGCAGGGAUGGAAGGCGCGAGAGCGCACGGGGAAACUCGGCUCCACAGCAGAGAAAAGAGGGUAAAGAUCCCUGGAUCACCGGCCAUGAUGAGUGACCCAACCCGGGGACACCUCCAUCUGCAGCGUGCUGUGAUUUUUCUCCUCGCGCUCACGAUACAACCACAGGCGGUGUGUGCUGGCGGGGCGUUCGAGCUCCAGAUCCGUCACUUCAGAAAUACGCAUGGACUCCUGCAGAAUGGAGAAUGCUGUGACCUCCCGGCCAAUGGGGGGCAGCGUUGCUCAGCCAGGGACCAAUGUGACACUUACUUCAAAGCCUGCCUUAAAGAGUACCAGGUCCGGGUUGCCCCUACAGGAACCUGCACCUUUGGGUCAAGUAGCACAGGGAUCCUGGGUGGAAAUUCUCAGUCGCUCCAUCACAGAGGACACGAAGGAGGAGGAGGAGAGGAUGGGACUAAUGGACACAUUGUCAUUCCUUUCAAGUACGCCUGGCCAAAGUCCUUCUCUCUUGUGUUGGAGGCUUAUGACUACGACAACGACACAUCUGAGCCAGGUCAGUUAAUCGAGCAAGUCCUCCUCUCGUCCAUGUUGAACCCCAGUGAACAGUGGCAGACGUACCGCCACCAUGGGCGCAUCCUGAGUCUGGAGUAUCAGCUUCGCUUCCGCUGUGAUUCCAAUUAUUAUGGACCUUUCUGUAACAAGUUCUGCAGAGCCCGCAAUGACUUCUUUGGUCACUUUAACUGCGACACUAGUGGCUCCAAAGUCUGCAUGGAGGGCUGGACGGGACCAGAGUGCAAAGAGGCAAUGUGCAAGCAGGGAUGCCAUCAGGUCCAUGGCUCCUGUACUGAGCCUGGAGAAUGCAAGUGUCAUUAUGGCUGGCAGGGCCCUCUGUGUGAUCAGUGUGUGACCUUCCCUGGUUGUGUGUACGGCAGCUGCACCGAGCCCUGGCAGUGCGUGUGUGACAUCAACUGGGGAGGACUGCUGUGUGACAAAGAUCUGAACUACUGUGGCACCCACCAGCCCUGUAAGAAUGGAGGCACUUGUACCAACACAGAGCCAAACGAGUACCAGUGUGAGUGCCAGGAAGGGUUUAAAGGACGCAACUGUAACAUUGUGGAACAUGCGUGUUUGUCGUCCCCAUGUUUGAAUGGAGCUACCUGUGUAGAAGACCCAACAGGCUUCAGCUGCAACUGUCCUGAUGGCUGGACCGGACAGACGUGUGCCGAUGCGGUGAGGCAGUGUGAUCGGAGCCCCUGCGGACGUGGAGCGACGUGUGAAGAGACUCCUGGUGGAUACCGAUGCCUCUGCCCACUGGGGUGGACUGGUCGAACGUGCCAGCUGGACACCAAUGAGUGUGAAAUGAGUAUAUGUGUCCACGCCCGCUCUUGCCGCAACCUGAUCGGCGGAUACCUGUGUGACUGCCUUCCUGGAUGGACAGGAGCCAACUGUGACAUCAGAAACAGCAGCUGUCAGGGUUUGUGUUUGAACGGAGGACAGUGUGAGGACCAGGCGUCAGCAUCCAGAUGUUUGUGUCCACCUGGUUUCUCUGGGAAAUAUUGCCAAAAUCGUCCAAAUGCCUGUGACAGCGCCCCCUGUCUGCAUGGAGGGCAGUGUGUGGAGACAGAAGGACAGACUGUUACCUGUAACUGUCCCCCUGGAUAUUCAGGAACCUUCUGUGAGAUGCCUUUGGAUCCAUGCAAUCCCAACCCCUGUCAGCUGGGGGUGUCCUGUCACAGCAUAGAGGGCAGAUACAUAUGUGCCUGUCCCGAGGGUUACUAUGGCAACGAGUGCAUGAGCCUUAAAAAUCCUUGCAUUGGUCAACACUGUCCAGGAGCAAUGUCUGACACAACGCACCGAGGCAUCAGCUUCUACAUCAUCCUGGUGGGCGUCUUGGCUUUAGUGACAGUGUGUGUCUGUGCAGCCUGUGCCUUUAUCCUCUCCCACUUUCAUCGAAAGCGGAAAAAGGAGCAGACCGUCCCACAGGAAGAGGGCAUCAACAACCAGCGGGAGUUUGUCAACCUCAUCAGGAACGUGGACCGUCCCGCGCCCCUCCUGCCCCCUGCUGUCCCAUCCUCACAUCCUCCGGUCCCUCCCCCUGUCACACGGUGCUACGAGGAGAUUGAACUCACCCUGCCACCCUCCCCUGCACCCUCGCACCCGUCUCCAGCACUGAAACCUGCCCACGCUACCAAACUGGACAUUUCAAACCGAGAGAGGGAGAAGUUGAACCGCUUCCACUGCACAGACAACCAGGAAGUGGAAGCUUGACCCUGAAAAGAAGGACUUUUUUCUAACUUUAUUUAGCGAUUGUCGCUAACAGAGACUUUUUCCCAGUUUCUUGCACUGUGUCAUAGUGGCAGUCAUGAAAAUGGAGAUACUGAGACACUUUAGCGCUCAGAUGAAUGAAGGCUGCUACAUAGUAGGAUUAGAAGUCUUACUGUGUUUUCUAAAAAUAUGAGACACAGCAGGGGCGUGAUGUCUGAGCAAAACACUCAUCCUGACUCUUGUUAUUUGGAGACUUAUAGACUUGCCUUGGAGUGCCUGAGAUACUGUCAAGAAGAAAAAAAGAGGCUCAUCCUCUGCAGGAAUGUGUUGCCCUCUGAUCAGUGUUCAGACCUCCAUCUCUGCUUUAGACUGACAGACUGAGAUUCAUGAGUGGAUGCUUAUUUAACACUGUAUGUGUGUGUGACUGUGAAAACAGAGAUUGUUUUACUGAGUGUAUGUGUUGAAAAAAGAAAGGAUAAAGGCAGUUUACUAAAGAAAAGAACGCGAAAAUUAUACAUGUCAAAAAAGAGGAAACUUCUGCUCCUAAAGGUUUUCAAGCGUUUGGAAAACUGUUUUUAAAACUAUACACUGUUGCCUAUUGUCUCUGUCAUACUACGGUUUGUUAAAGAUGUAUGAUUUUUUUUUCAUACCUGUGUGUAAAAUAGCUUUUUGUACAUGGAUAUAUUGUACAUAUUGAUGCCCUUUUUGUACUGUGGUUUGGUCUCAAAGUAUCACUGUAUUACUGUGCUCAGUUUGUCCCUUCUCACUUUCUAUUUGGAGCAACCAGCACAUGUGGAUCGUAAUAAAAGUGCAUUUACCAAUUAUA